AUGCUUUCUAAGCAAAUAACUCAAUCUAAUGGAAUCGUUAAGCGCGGCCGAGGCCGUUUAAGAAAUCUUUUAUCUGCCUUAGCUAUUGCUGCUGUUAUAGCUGCGGCAGCGGCGGCGAUACCUCGUAUUUUUACCCUCGAACCUUCGCCCUUUCUUUUAGACCUUCUUAUUAAGCGCUUGCUUAUGCUAACGAUCGUCAAAGCUUUAAGGUGCAUUAACAAUUGCACCGCUGCUUUUGCCGCUGCUAAUACCGCUUUCGAAAACUUCCUCGCUUUAGAUGCUGCCUUUUCAAGAGGUGUUGCUAGUAGUCCGAGCGGUCUUGCGAGUAAAGGUUUUAAAAGUAAUCUUAGUAGCUUUGCAAGUUUUGCUUUUGCUUUUAAGACCUUCAAUUUGAAUAUAGCUUUUAUUAGAUUGAAUGGUCUUGUAGCAGCGAAUCGUAGUCCGGUGACACGGAGCGCUUCGAGCAUAUUACCUUUUCCUUUUGCGCUUGCGCUAGCCGCUUUUGUUGCUUUCGUCGCUUUUGCAGCUUUCGUCGCUUUCGUCGUAUUUAUUAUCGUCGCUCUUUUUGCGCUAGUUAUUGCGCUUGCCGCUCUUGCGGCGGCGCUCGCCGUUGUUAUAACUCCCGCGAAGCGCCGGGCUAAAGUAAAAAGAUUGCUAAAAGCUUUGGUUAAUCUUUUAUUAUGA
This is a messenger RNA of Drepanopeziza brunnea f. sp. 'multigermtubi' MB_m1, 684 nucleotides long. Lineage: Eukaryota; Fungi; Ascomycota; Leotiomycetes; Helotiales; Drepanopezizaceae. The record is from RefSeq and is a predicted model, not a curated record.